Molecule: messenger RNA, 587 nt
Organism: Phytophthora nicotianae INRA-310
Lineage: Eukaryota; Oomycota; Peronosporomycetes; Peronosporales; Peronosporaceae
Exons: 1
Coding region: 1-579 (192 amino acids)
Source: RefSeq, a predicted model, not a curated record
AUGGACAAGAAGUAUGAUUCCUGCAGCUACAAGGCACGCCGCACAUUUCUCGGCGGGGAAUUUGAGGUUCGGGUGUUCGAGGUGGACGAUGCUGGUGUAGCCGCGGUGGUCUUUCAGAUAUCGCAGGAUCACGGUCCACCGCUCAAAUUCUCGAGAGUAUUUUCACGUGCUGAGCUCAACAAGGCCGGUAUCGAGAGAACCUUGGAGGGUCAUGUUGCGCUCGUGGACUCGCUCGAGCUUGUCGAAGACGCGUAUUUCACCGGCAACGACGCGGUUACUGCGGGACUGAACAUGCUCGAAGCAUACCAGUUGUCGUCCACACUUCCUGGUAUCAGCUUUCCGUCGCCGAUCGUCUCGCACCAGGCAGCUCUGUCCUACUUUUCACGUGCACCGGUGGGACUUAGUACGUGGAAUAACAGCCGAGUACCUGAAGAGGAGAACCUAUUGGUGAAUCUGGUAGUGAAGGGACUAACCGAGUUGUGUCGAGAGAAACCACCUGGUCUGCAAGCAGUCAAGUGGCUCGGGAAUUGGUUUCUCGACCACAACCCAGCACAGCCAAAGGUGGAAGUAGACGAUUGAGAGAGGAA